Nematocida ausubeli is the source of this 933-nucleotide messenger RNA. RefSeq lists its product as uncharacterized. The record is from RefSeq and is a predicted model, not a curated record. NCBI's taxonomy places the organism in Eukaryota, Fungi, Microsporidia. The coding region runs from base 1 to 933 and encodes 310 amino acids. The transcript has a single exon.
AUGAAUAUAUUAUUUGCAAUAGUAGUAUCAUAUGCUAUAAUAUACAUAAAUAGUGUAAGUGGAUUUUCAUUUGAUUCGUUAAAAGACAAAAUAGGCGAAAUAGGAGGAUCUGUUAGUAAAAAAAUAGCAAAAGCUGCAGGAACUGCAGUUAAAAAAUCUCCUGCUGGCACAGCUCUUGAUGUAGCAAGUGAUCUAACAGGGAAAACCCCAAAAGAAGAUGGAAAACCAGCAGAAGCAGGUGGCAAACCAGCAGAAGCAGGGGCAAAUGCUAAACCUGCAGAAGCAAGUGCAGAGGGUAAGCCUGCAGCGGAUGCGAAUGCUAAACCAGCAGAAGCAGGAGCAGAUGGCAAACCAGCAGCCGAUGCAAAUGGAAAUCCUCCAGCUGAAAAUGCAAAUGCUAAUCCUUCAGCAGCAGGUGCAGAUGGAAAACCUGCAGCGGAUGCGAAUGCUAAACCAGCAGAAGGCGCAGCAGGUGCAGAGGGCAAGCCAGCUGAAAAUGCAAAUGCUAAUCCUGCAGGUGCAAAUGCUAAUCCACCAGCAGCAGGUACAGAGGGUAAGCCUGCAGCAGCGGAUGCGAAUGGAAAUCCACCAGCAGCAGGGGCAGAGGGUAAGCAAGCAGAAAAUGCGAAUGCUAAACCAGCAGAAGCAGGUGCAGGUGGAAAGCCAGCUGAAAAUGCAAAUGUUAAUCCAGCUGAAAAUGCAAACUCUCCAGCAGCAGAAGCAGGGACAGCAAGUGCAGAGGGCAAACCAGCAGAAGCAGGUGCAGAAGGUAAGCCAGCUGAAAAUGCUAAUAGCAAUCCUGAAGAAAAUAAAUCUGAGAAUAAAGCCUCUAACGUUGAGGGUGCACAAAACCCAGACCCAAACCAGAUGGACAAAAAAGAUGAAAAUGGCGCUAAGCCAGAAAACAAUCCAGGCAAAACAACAGAUGCAUAG